This is a messenger RNA of Owenia fusiformis, 2113 nucleotides long. NCBI's taxonomy places the organism in Eukaryota, Metazoa, Annelida, Polychaeta, Sabellida, Oweniidae. The record is from the annotation of a GenBank genome assembly.
UUUCAGAGAAAUGUAGGUCAAGUCAACUGAGCAGACUUCCAGUCAUCUACAUCAAGGAUCAACGCAACUGGUUUUCCAUUCCCCGGCAGAAAUAUGAUAACUUGAACAUUUUGAUGGUGAAUCCUGGCAUGGCAUUUUGUUGACCAAUGUACCUUUAUUGACCUCCCCUUACAAAAUUACAAGAACAGUGUAAACAUUGCUUAGGGCCUAGAUUAUAAGUAUAGAUCCUAUAUUCUAGUCAAUCAGAACCAAAGAGUCCAUAAGCAAUUCACGAUGUCAGGUUCUAAGAUACUGCAGAGGCUUGUGACUCCAAUAGUCAAACAAUCACAAUGCGGAUAUCACCUGUCACGUAUCAUGUGGGAGAAAUCCUCCAAUAAUGAUAAUGGAGCCCCCAGCAGUGGGAGUUCAACAAAUCUUCCGAGUGGUCCAUUGACGAAACCUGAAGUUCCCGCUAAAAUCACAGAGAGACUCCCUGCUGGUGGGGAAUAUAGAAACCCCCUUCCAGUGUUAACUGGGGAUUAUAACACUCAUUUAAUCCCUAAUCAGUCAGAUUUUCUCAUCAUUGGUGGUGGCAUCAUGGGUUCUUCAAUAGCAUACUGGUUGAAGCAAAGAUUCCCUAAAGGAUUGUCUGUGACAGUUAUUGAACGUGAUCCAACAUAUUCAAGGGCCUCUACAGGUCUCUCUGUAGGGGGGAUAAGGCAGCAGUUCUCAGUGAAAGAGAAUAUACAACUCUCCAUGUACAGUGCAGAGUUCCUACGCAACAUAAAAGAGCACCUCAGUGUUUUAGAUAUGGACCCCCCAGAUGUACAGUUCAGUCCUCAGGGAUACCUGUUUCUUGCAACUGCUGAUGGUGCACAACAGCUACAUGAAAACCAUGAACUACAAAAGAGUCUGGGAGCAAAAGUGGAACUUUUGUCAAAUGAAAUGCUGAAGAAAAAGUUUCCUUGGAUCAAUACAGAUGGCAUAGAGUUAGCAAAUUAUGGGUAUGAAAAUGAAGGUUGGUUUGACCCUUGGUCAUUACUAGAAGCAUUCAAGCGUAAAGCCAUGUCUUUAGGAGUUGAAUAUAAAAAAGGAGAAGUUGUAGGCUUUGAAAUGAAGAAUAUGAGAGGAAGAAAUCGGGUCACAAACACUAUCAUACAAGACGAUUAUAUGGACUAUGUACUGGUCAGAGGUGAAGACAAGGAAGUGUACCCUGUUAAGACUCCAUGUUGCGUCGUGGCUGCAGGGGCAUGGUCAGCUGAAAUUGCAAGAAUGGCAAACAUUGGUGUAGACGAGGACCAUCCAUAUUUACAUGUGCCCCUACCAGUAGAACCGAGGAAGCGCUAUGUGUAUGUUGUAAACUGUCCAAAUGGACCAGGUUUGGAAGCACCUUUUACUAUAGACCCACAAGGUGUGUACUUCAGAAGAGAAGGUCUUGGAGGCAACUAUGUAUGUGGCACUGGGCCUACUGCGAGCCCUGUAGUGAUUGACCAUGAUGGCACAUACUUCCGUCCUGAAGGCCCUAGCAGAAACUAUAUCUGUGGCUCUGCGCCAGCAAAUAAGGCGGAGGAACCAAGCAUUGAAAACCUGGAUGUGGAUUAUAAUUUCUUUGAUGAGAAAGUCUGGCCAAGUUUGGCGCAUAGGAUACCAGCCUUUGAAAGUCUUAAGGUAAAAAAUGCUUGGGCUGGUUACUAUGACUACAAUUACACUGAUCAAAACCUCAUCAUCGGAAAUCACCCUCAUCACAGAAACAUUGUGUUUGUAACAGGAUGUAGUGGGCAUGGUAUCCAACAUGGCCCUGCCAUUGGUCGAGCUGUGAUGGAGUACCUUUUAGAUGGAGACUUCAAGACAAUAGAUCUGUCUCGUUUUAGCUUUGAUCGAUUUUUUGCUGAAGAUGAACUGAUUUUCGAAAAAAAUGUGGUUUAAUUACUUGAUAUAUCUCAUAUGAGAUAUAUAGAGAUACGUAUCUGAUGUAUCAGGGAGACUGUGAUACCAAAAAUACAACUGUGCUGAAGAUUUUACCAAUGAAGAUCAAGUAGAACUCAUUAAUUUGAAAGCAAAAAUAGAUAAUAGAGCAUUGCUGUUAGCUCAAAGAUAAGGAAUCCACAUCAUCAUGAUUUUGUGACCAGCUUUU